GUUAAGAGCAGCUUCGGGGCCCCGCAGAUGGAGCCGCGACAGCCUAAGGCCCCGCCGCACUCCAGGCCCAGCUCCCCUACGCUGCACGGUGGCGGAUGCUGCGCUUAACCCGGCCAUGCCGUCCUCCGAGGUCAUCCUGCAGUCUACCCCCAGCAAGAGGCAGAAAGGCUCGGCGCCCGGGGAGCCCGCUGCACGGCUCCGCUUCGCUAAGCUGUCCCAGAACGCCUGCACCCCCUCCAGGGGUUCUGCUCGGGCUGCCGGCUACGAUCUGUACAGUGCUUAUGACUGUGUGAUACCACCCAUGGAAAAGGCUGUAGUGAAAACAGACAUUCAAAUUGCUCUUCCUUCUGGAUGCUAUGGCCGAGUAGCACCACGUUCUGGUUUAGCUGCAAAGCACUUCAUAGAUGUUGGUGCUGGUGUUAUUGAUGAGGAUUACAGGGGCAAUGUUGGAGUGGUACUCUUCAACUUUGGGAAAGAGGCUUUUGAAGUUAAAAAAGGGGAUAGGAUUGCCCAGCUCAUUUGUGAACGCAUUUGCUAUCCUGAGCUGGAAGAAGUUCAAGCCCUAGAGGAUACUGAACGCGGUGAAGGUGGCUUUGGUUCUACUGGAAAGAACUAAAAACUAUUUGAACAUGCAUUCUAUUUCAUUUUUUUUCUUAUGCUAUUUCUAAAUUCUUAUUUGAUUUAAAAUUGGGGUUUUGAGAACAUUAGAACAAAAUAAAGUUUUAUUUGGACUUCUUCAUAUCCUCCUGUCUGCUUUAACAGGCUGUGAACUCAUCUGCUUUAUAGGAGAAUGUGCGUGACUGACUUGACUAAUUAUUUGAUUAUUUUUUCUUUUUAGUUGUUCAGUGCUCCAUGAUAUUAUGUGCUGAUUAUGCUCUAAUAAACUAAAAUUAAUGUAA
Pogoniulus pusillus (Red-fronted tinkerbird) is the source of this 899-nucleotide messenger RNA. RefSeq names its product deoxyuridine triphosphatase (gene DUT). Gene Ontology annotation, biological process: dUTP catabolic process; dUMP biosynthetic process. The coding region runs from base 116 to 616 and encodes 166 amino acids. The record is from RefSeq and is a predicted model, not a curated record. Gene Ontology annotation, molecular function: dUTP diphosphatase activity; magnesium ion binding. NCBI's taxonomy places the organism in Eukaryota, Metazoa, Chordata, Aves, Piciformes, Lybiidae. The transcript has 7 exons.